Huiozyma naganishii CBS 8797 is the source of this 3480-nucleotide messenger RNA. It is a transcript of the gene PHO81, whose product is annotated as Pho81p. The coding region runs from base 1 to 3480 and encodes 1159 amino acids. Gene Ontology annotation, biological process: lipid metabolic process. Gene Ontology annotation, molecular function: phosphoric diester hydrolase activity; protein binding. The record is from RefSeq and is a predicted model, not a curated record. The transcript has a single exon. Lineage: Eukaryota; Fungi; Ascomycota; Saccharomycetes; Saccharomycetales; Saccharomycetaceae.
AUGAAGUUUGGUAAGUAUCUUGAAUCGCGGCAGUUGGAGCUGCCGGAAUACAGCAAUCACUUCAUUGAUUACAAAGCGUUGAAAAAGCUUAUUAAACAACUGGCAUUCCCUGCAAUGGUUUACGAGAGCAAAGAGAACGCGGGGAGUGCCGAUACAAAAGCAGACGAUGUUGGAGUUUUGGACAGGCAAUUUGACGACUCAGUAGCGUAUAAAAGGCUACAGGAGAACAAAGCUUCAUUCUUCUUCAGGCUGGAGAGAGAAUUGGAAAAAGUGAACAUGUUCUACUUGCAGAAGGAGUCCGAUCUAAAGAUAAAGUUCAACAUUUUGCAGUCCAAAUACUUGGAAUACAAGAACAACGGGAAGUUGAACUCAAAAUCCAACCUUUCCUUCAAAGCCAUAUAUGGUGGAUUUAUUAAAUUCCAAAAGGAUCUAAUCAAUUUUGAACAGUACGUUGAACUUAAUAAAAUAGGGUUUUCUAAAGCCUUGAAGAAAUGGGAUAAGAGGUCUUAUUCCCAGGACAAGGAGUUCUAUCUAGCUACUGUGGUGUCUGUACAGCCCAUCUUCAUCAGAACGGAGGCCCUUAAAUUGAACGAUGAGACGAUAAAUAUACUGAUUGAGCUUAACGACCUGAAAAGCACCCUUACUGGAGAUGAAGACUCAAACAUAGACGCUCGCAAGAGGUCAGAAUCUUCAUUUGCUGGGGUAGGCCCGAUCGUUAAUCGGGGGCUGAUGAAGAAUGAAGAUUUUGACAGUGAUACGGAAAUUGAACAUUGGUACUCGGAACUCCUAAACAUUUCCAAAUUGAAAGAUGAGGAUAGAAGAUACAGCGCCAUCAAAACAUUCGCUUUGGAGAGAAUGAAACCAUUUUUCACACAGAAUAUACCGAUUACUAGGAUAGAUAGAGCAGUGGUAUUGAAAGAAUCUAUAUCCAAACUGUUUCUCUUACUGACCGGCUCAAAUAUGGACGAUCAGUGUUUGCAAUUAUUUUACGAUUCUGUCAAGGAUAAAAUUGACCUCUCCUAUUGUGAUGAGGAUGAUGAGAUCUUCUCAAAAAGGAAUAUAUUUCACGAAAGUGCACACUGUCUUACACAACAGCGUGAUUUUAUUGUUGAGAUAACUAUCAGAACUUUACCUAGAGAUACACUGAAAAGGCUGUUGAACACUCAAGACAUCCAUUUGCGUACUCCGCUCCACUAUGCCAGUGAACUGGGCAAAACGAAAAUGGCUCAAGAUAUGAUUAACGUCGAUUGUGGUAUAGCUGAGUAUAUUGAUGCCUUGGACAAUGACUCGAGAACUCCGCUAGUUCUCGCCAUUAUCAAUAACCAUAACGACAUUGUCGAAGCACUAUUGAUGCAAGGUCAUGCUGAACUGUGGCCUAACAUGAACGGCAACUUGCAGUUUUCACCGCUGCUGACUGCUUGCAGGUAUAACAAUUAUGGAGCAACGAAAAUCAUUUUAAGACUUUGCAAUGAACGAGGUAUUCAGUUCAACAGCGUACAGGACUCUCAUGGGUUAGGCGCUUUGCACCUUGUUGCAAAAUACGGGGGUGACCCAAGUCUCAUUGAUCUGUUGAUUGAGUAUGGCGCUGAUCCGAACGAGCUUGACAGCUUAGAUAACUUGCCACCGAUUGUGUACGCCAUCAAGGAAGGAAGGCCGUUACUGGUCAACAAACUUUUGAAGAGCGGAGCAAACAUCAACAUGAAAGACGACGAGGGGAAGAGCCCAUUGUUUUACGCCUUGUGGGAGAGUAACAUAAGAGUUCUAAACGAAUUACUGCCUUAUGUGAAGGAAUCUGAUAAGCUUUACAAUAAAAUUUCUUUAACGAAUCCCACCCUAACUCCCAGUAAGGUAUCCUUGACCCAAAUGAUGUCAUUAUCUGAAGACGAAGAUAUCAAUGACGCAUACGAUUCUUUAGAUAACAUUCCUGCAUUCACAUUGCCACCACCGACCAUCCCAUUGAGGAAAUAUGGGCACAAUUUCUUAGAACAAAAGAUAUUUGUUAAAGUAAUUCUACAAAGAUACACCAACUGUAUUGAGUUGCAUCCAUCAGAUGAAAAUCUAAUAGUCCCUACACCGGGUAGAAUCACAGUCACUUCAAACUCUUUUGAUAUGAUACCGAGAAACAUUAUUUUAAAAAACAGUGAGGGCGAUACGCAAAACCUGGAGGACGACGACACAGAGAAUGGUGAGAUAAACUUUCAAGUUGAUACGCUUGAUGGGUUUGUUAUUGAUUUUGAAAUCUUCCCAGCCUUUGGGACGCGACUAAUUGCAAAGUCCACUGCGAUGCCCUUUUUGUUUCGCGAAAAAAGGCUGAUAAACAGUAAAAGCGAGAUUAGGUUACCGCUGUUUGAUUCCCGCUUAAAUAAUAUUGGAACAUUAAAGUUCAAAUAUCAAGUUAUUUACCCAUAUGAGGGUAGACCUUUGCAAAUUACCAAGUACGAGCCUUACUGGAAGUCUACCGCUAAUAGCAAUGCCAUCAGGGGUACGGGAAUAAACAGUAAACUAAACACUGCAGAGGAUGUUGCAAAUACCUUGGUUGUCAACGAGCUGCACUUUGUGACAUCCUCCUCUCUGAAAGGGGAAUUUAUUGAAAUCAAAGUGUUCCACUUACAAGAUGGCACUAUUGUUGCAGCACCUGAGUUUUGGAUGGACGUUAAGGGCACCAAAUUUCUGCUAACGGAUCUUUCAGUCAAGCAAGUGGAAUUAUUAUCUGGUAGAAGUAUCAGCAAUGUUGAAGAGAAUGACCUCGAUACGUCAGAGAAGGUAAAGCAAUUGAUACAGAGCAGGGUUAUUGAUUUUGAGACCCUGCUCGGUCGGAUCCCCAAAACCAUGCAACUAGUGAUCCAGUGUUGCUUCCCAACGAUGCGCGAGAUCAACACGAUUCCAGUAAAAAUAUCUCCUCAACUGAGUGUGAACAAAUUUAUAAACAGUGUCCUGUACAUUGUAUUUGAGCAUGAAAGGUCGUUGCGUCAUUCAGGGGAGAAAAUCCGUUCCAUCGUGUUCAGUUCAUGUAACUGGCAGGUUUGUGCUAUUCUGAACUGGAAACAACCCAACUUCCCCGUUUUACUCCAAAUGAACACGCUUUCUUGUCAAGCGGAUGGCAAAUUCAUCAGUGACACACCUCAUAGAUUGAAAAAAUUGUCCACCCAGUAUAGAAGUUACGGUGAGCAAACGAACAGUACAGAUGCCACUGGAGGGGCACACCAUUUCAAUGACAAUGAAAUCGAAUACAAUGACAAUAUCCGCAUUCGUGAUAUGGUUAAAUUUGCCGUCAACAACAACGUUCUUGGUGUGAUUAUUCCUUACAACAUACUGAAAUUGUCAGAAACGUUUGUCAGUAGUAUCAAGGGCCAAGAAUUGCUGCUGAUCGGGUCAAGUGAUAAUAAUGUUACCGGUGGUUCGGAAGAUGAACCGAUACAGAUCGACAAUGACUUGAACGGGACCUACACAAACUCAAAACUAGUGUUGAAGAACCCGUAA